AUGGGCUCUGCCGCGAGGCUCGCAGAGGCGGCCGCCUUGCCGGGCACGCCACCCGCCCUGCGCACCCCGCACGAUGCCGAGGCCGACCGGAAAGAGUUUGCUCAGAACAUCGCCAAACAGACCUACAAGGAAUGGCCCAACGAGGCCGGUUUUGAUGGCCUCACCGAGGAACGAGGGCCCCUCGAACUGACCGUCCGCGGCCACAUCCCCGACUGGGCCGCCGGCUCGCUGUACCGGACCGGCCCCGGCGCCUGCAAGGUCGAGAACAGCCCCAAAGGCACCCACUACGUCACGCACUGGUUCGACGGCUUCGCGCACACGCACCUCUUCCAGAUCGUCCCCGCAGACGAAGCCGCCGGCACGCCCCUGCGCGUCGUCUACUCGUCGAGGCGCCAGGCCGAGACGCUCGUCAGCGAGAUCAGGGCUCAGGGCAUGCGCAACGCCUACUCGUUCGGUCAGCGCCGGGACCCCUGCAUUGGUCUGUUCGGCAAGGUCAUGAGCAUGUUCCAGAAGCAGCCGCAGGGCAGCAACGUGUCCGUCGCCGUCAACACGAACGUGCCCGGCCUGUCGCCGCCCAGAGGCCCGCCCAAGGGCGACGAGGCGGCCCCGUCGGGCGGCGGCCAUCGCAACGGCGUCCGCAACGUGUGGAUCUCCACCGACGCCAGCAUGCUGGUCGAGGCCGAUCCCGACACCCUCGAGCCCGUCGGCGUCGCCCGGCAGGCCAAGCUGCAUCCGGACCUCAAAGGCCCCAGCUCGUGCGCCCACGCGCAGCGGGACCCCGAGACGGGCGACCUCUUCAACUACAACCUCGACUUUGGCAGGACGGCCACGUAUCGCGUGUUCCGUGUCAGCGCCGCCACGGGCAAGACGGACAUACUGGCCACCAUCAGCGACGCCGGCGCCAAGCCCGGCUACAUGCACAGUUUCUUCCUGACGCCGAGCUACGUCGUCCUCUGCAUCCCCGUCGCGCACUUUGGGCUGGCCGGGCUCAAGGUGCCGUGGAACCGGAACCUCCUCGACUCGAUCGAGGCGUUUGACGCGACGCAGCGGUGCAAGUGGCUCGUCGUCGACCGCCGGGGGAAGAGGGGGCUCGUCGCCAGCUUUGACACGCCCGCCGCCUUUUUUUUCCACUCGGUCAAUUCCUUUGAGGAGACGUCACCGGAUGGGUCCGGCGUGGACCUCUUCUGCGAUGUCGUCGAGUACCCGAAUCAAGACGUCAUCCGGAGCUUCAACUACGACGUGCUGCUCGACAGGAACGACGCCGCCAAGAGGUUCUGGGGCGAAGAGAACAGGCUGCAGACGCUCCACCCGCGGCUCGCCCGGUACCGCCUCGGCGUGCCGCUCACGUCGGGCAGGAAGCGGGGCCAGUGGGAACUCGUGUCUUCGAUUCCCGGACCGCACGCCGGCGAGCUGCCUGUCAUCAACCCGGCGUACCACACGAAGCGGCACCGCUACGUGUACUCGCUGGCGAACCGGGGGCGAAGCACGCUGCUCGACACGGUCGUCAAGACGGACACGGAGACGAGGGGCGCGCUGCUCUGGGGGUGUCCGCGGGGGCACACACCAGGCGAGACCAUCUUUGUGCCGCGGCCCGUGGCGGCGGGGCAGGUGGCGGACGAGGACGACGGCGUGCUGUUGAGCGUCGUGCUCGAUGGCAGCGCGCAGAGGAGCUACCUGCUGUGCCUCAACGCGAGGGACCUGACGGAACUGGGCCGGGCGGAAUGUCCGUUUGCCAUCGGGCUUGGGUUCCACGGCGUGCAUGCGCCGACGGGCUACCUGUGA
This is a messenger RNA of Verticillium nonalfalfae, 1782 nucleotides long. RefSeq lists its product as uncharacterized. Gene Ontology annotation, molecular function: carotenoid dioxygenase activity. Gene Ontology annotation, biological process: carotene catabolic process. Bases 1 to 1782 code for a protein of 593 amino acids. The transcript is spliced from 2 exons. NCBI's taxonomy places the organism in Eukaryota, Fungi, Ascomycota, Sordariomycetes, Glomerellales, Plectosphaerellaceae. The record is from RefSeq and is a predicted model, not a curated record.